AAAUUGUAAAUAUGAAACCUUCUGAAACCAUUGAGUUUGGACCUAACACUGGAAUAACUAUAACAUGUCAGUAUAAUUUAGGAAAGUCUUUUCAGUUUGUUCUCGUGCAAAACUACAAUGAUAUUGUUUUCCAAACUGAUUUUGACCAGGCGGAAGGAAGGUUUAAAAUAACAGUCAGGCGAAAGGGUUUCCACUGUACUCCAUUUAAUGGUUCUAAAGGUCAGAUUACCUGCUGGAAAUUUAAUCCCACUUGUGAUGAUGCGACACACUAUACAUGUAAAUCAGAUAAAGAAAGAUCAACAUCUAAGACUUUAAAAGUGGGAUCUCAAAUGAAUACACUGAAAAUUCUUAACCCACCAAUUGAAGUGGACAAGCCUUUGAUCUUCAUAUGUUCAGCAAAUAUCGGUGUACCAAAAACUUCAACUUACUUUGUAUGGUUUGAAAGAACACGCGUUCGAGUGAAUGCAUUUCCAGAUUCCGUAAACGCUGUUCAUCGUGGAAAGUGUUUCAAUCUAGCUGUGUCAACUUUUAAUUAUACUUUAGCUUUCUCCGACGCUGGCUCAGCAAAUAUCACAUGUUUUCUGAACGGCAGAACACUCACUGAACGACUCACCCCAACAGAAUGGGAGAGAAUAAUAAUCGCAGAUAAUGCAGGUUACUGUUCGAUGAACACCUUCUGCGAAACUUCCAAGUUACAGUCAACUCACAGUUUCCCAGAAAUAAAUAUUUAA
Messenger RNA from Octopus bimaculoides (California two-spot octopus), 731 nucleotides. RefSeq lists its product as uncharacterized. The record is from RefSeq and is a predicted model, not a curated record. Lineage: Eukaryota; Metazoa; Mollusca; Cephalopoda; Octopoda; Octopodidae.